CGCGUCCUCGGGAGAGGACGGAGAGGCCCCGGGCCCCAGCCCCUAGUGGGAGUAGAAAAGCGGAGGGCUGGCGGUGACCUCCCCAGGGCCCCUUGACCUUACUUGGGUGAACCCUUUGGUGCCAGAGGGAAGGGCGUGAAAGCGGCGACAGGUGCCCAGGGAAGAAGUGGACAGGUGGGGCGAGGGCCACGUGCGGCCUCCUGUGUUUUUGAGCACACAGACCUGAUCACUACUCCCUGGAGGCCAGUGCCAUGCACCAAGCCUGGGUGUAGCCCAUGAGAGCUGUUUUCACACAUGCUCAGAAAUUGCCACCCCUCUCCCCCGCCAAAGGUGGUUUAAAAUGGCAGGAACCAGUGUGCCAUCCAGAAGCAGGAGGACCAGUGCCUCCACUAGUGGUCCACCAGUGCCAGCAUUUGCAGAAGCCACACCUAAUGCCGAGUGUGGGGACCCUACUGGGGCCUGAGGCAUUUUGAGGGUGAAGAGUGUGGGAGCACCUGGCUGCACAGACCUCCUGAGGGCACAGGACAGUUCUCCCCAGGUAGUGCUGGGGUGAACACUGGCCUGAGUGACACACACGUACACACCAAGCCUGGCCUUUUCCACCUCAUUUUUAUAGCUCCUCUCCACUUCCCUGGGUUUCCUUGAAAUCACAGCCUUACAGUGAAUCCUUAAGAAAUAGGACUGUUAGUCUGGAUUUGAAAAGGGAAAAAUACAAAAUUUUCUCAUUUCUUAUAUCUAUGAUUACUACUUUUGCAGCAAAGUUACCAAGAAAGAACAUAUAAAUAUGUUUAGUUUUGAAGACAGAUGCAACAGUUAUUUCUCCAGAAGACAAACUUUAGAAAGUAACCAUAGUUGCAAGGCUAAUAGCUUAUCUUAGAAUAAUUAUAUUUGAAAAGGAACUCUGUGCGCUGAGGAUGUAGCUCUGAUAUUUUUUUCAUUGUUAUUGAUGCAGAAGGCCUCGAAAGAAAAAUCAUACUUUACAGACUUGAGGGAGAUUUGGAACAGCUUCUGUGAUUGUGCGCAGUGACUUAAGUGCUUCCCAGGCUCAGUUUCUCGUUUGCAAAGCAUGGCUCACUCUGGCUGGCUCACCUGAUGUUCAGGUGCACAGAUCAGGUGAUUUGGCCAACUGUUCACUCGGUACAUCUCUACAGAAGGACACUUUCAUGUGCCCAGCACUGAGUAAGAGAAAGCCUGGGGGACCCCAGUUCAGGCAGGUAGGGGAGGCAGUGUAGACAAGAAGCAAUAGGAAUCCUGGGUAAGACAGUGGUGAGGGCAUGAAGGAGAAAGGACAGGGGUGGGGCUGCCAGGCGGGCAGGAUGGUGCACCCAGGGAGCUGGGCCAGAAAGGUCACCUGAGGAGGGGCGUUUGAACGGAGACCAGUGCUAUGAGGCAGCCUCUUGGAGAACAGAAGGAAUUCAUCCCAGACACGUGCCUGACAAUUGCAGAGGCCUUGGGGUGGGAAUGAGCUUUGGGCCUCAAGGAUGGAGAGGCCAGUGUGGUGAAGAGGAGGGGAGGCAGCAGGACCGCAUUUUUAUUCUGAGCACCACAGGUUCCCCUGGGGGCUUGGAGCAGGGCUGGAGCAGGGUCUGUGUUCUUAGAUGACCCUAUGGCUGCUGAGUGGGUGUGACAGGAAUCCAGGCCCAACAGGACUUCAUUCGAACAGGUGUCCACAGAGGGGAGCCAGGUGGGGACUGAGCUGUCCAUGGGUAGGGCAGGCCCUGCCCUGGUGAGAUGGGUACAGUGGGCCAUGGCACAGCGGCUCACUGAGGUGCAGAGUACUGCUGGGCCCUCAGGGGUGGGUGGUAAGGGGACCGCAGGGCCCCAGAAGCCAGGCCACCUUCAGCCGUUCCUGUGGGUGGAACCCCAGUUCAGGCAGGUAGGGGACGCAGUGUAGACAAGAAGCAAUAGGAAUCCUGGGUAAGACAGUGGUGAGGGCUUCCAGGUGGGCAGGGAUGAUGCACAGGGCUGGGUGCCAUGGGCCUGUCCUCCAGGGACUCCUACUGAGGAAGGACCCCUCCUGUUACAGAGCAGGAGACUCAUGGUGAGGGCAGGGGCAUGGGCCCUUGGUCCAGCUAUGUGGCGGGGACAGACCUUCAGUGACUUGCAGGGUCCUGCAGGCUGACUGCAGCUAUGUGCUUGGCACUGUUGGGGGCAGCCCAAGGCCCGUGUGCAGACCUUCCACUCCGUCUCACCUGUUCCCAGGCCACAGGUGCUCGUGUGCUGGGGAGGAGAGCUGCAGAGGGGAACGUUUGUCCACCCGGGACUGGUGGGAAGAACACCCGUCCACCUGCUUGAGCACAGCUUGCUGUGAGGUCGUGAUGUUUGUUUGGUGCUGUGGGCAACACAGCAACGGCCGGAAGCAGCCAGCCAGCCUGCGGUCCUGCAGAAUCAAGGCCAGUGUCCUGACACACUGUGUGUCGCAGAAAGUUGCAGUGAGGCAUCAGUAGAGGAGACUCAAGCACAGCGUGUGGCACUGGGCUUGAGUUCUGCAGUGGCGGAAGCAGGAAUGGAUGGAGCAGAAGUGUGGUCAGCUUCCUGUGGCCACAGAAGGGUUUGUUCACAUGUGCUGUAGAUAGCAGGCCAUCCCAGCGUAGGUGCAGAUAUCAGUAGAUUUACAAGAGUGACAAUGGUUUUAUUUUAGAAAGUCAAGUUAUGUCCCUUGUAGCUCCCGAAACUUGGUGUGAACAGGGCAAGCUGUCAGCUGAAUGCAGGAAAGAGCAAGACCCUGGUGGAGAGAGGUGAAGAGAUUCCCACACAACGUAGCAGGCAUCAGGCUGCCACAGAGAGGGCCUGGGAAGGAGCAAGGGCUGUGCCAGGCACUGGCUUUGUUCAGAACCAGAGGGAGGGAGGACCAAGGAGCCGGCCUGGGUCAUCCCACUGUGGAGGCUUGGGAUGCUAGAUGGAGGGGCGGCCAGUAAAGGGGCCAAGGAAGGAGCGUCCAGCCAGAGGGAAAGUGACCAGGAGACUGUAGCUCAAGAAAGAUGUCCAGGGGGACCGGGGCCUCCCUGCUGGGAGUCACUGGAGGAGGGACCGACAGGGGCAGGGGUCUGGUGGAGCCAGAGGCAGCCCGCUCACAUGCCAAAGGAGGGGUGAAGUGGGCUAGUCCUCUAGGAGGACUUCAGCAGUAGAAGGGACAGAGAAACGGAGAUUCGCGUGGGGAAGGGAGCUGCAGGCACACAGUGUGUGCUAGUGCUGGGCUCUGAGUGUCUUGGGUGCUGUAGGGAGAGGUGUGGUGUGUCGUGUGGCAGUCGUAGCCAAGAGGGCUUUGGGCAGGAGGGGCAUUUGGGUUGGGCUUUAAGAACUGAAUAGGAGUUUGACAGAUGGAGGGCAGUUUCUGCCUUAGCCUGUUUUCUGCUGCUAUCCCAGAAUACAACCGACUAAGUAAAUUAUAAAGAAAAGAAAUUAAACCUUAGAGCUCUAGAGGCUGGAAGCUCAAGAUCACGGUGCUGGCGUCCGCUGAGGCCUCCAUGAGGCCUCCUCCGUCCAUGUGAAGAUGGUAGGGUGCACACCUUUCUCUCCCUCUUGCAUGGUGAGAGUGUGUGAGAGAGAACCUGCUUUUGCAGUCUGUCAGGCGUUGCAUCCUGGGUGUCCCAGAUCUGUGGGGUGGAUGAGCUCUGGUGGCCCUCGGCUUCCCGUUGCCACAAACUCGAGUGGAGGUGGGAUUCUCAGAGGCCCUGCUCCUCUCUGCCUGGUGUGCGCUGUCUGUCCUCCCUCUGCUUGGCCUGUUGGCAGUGCAGCAGUCUGGGCUUCAGGUCACAUGUCACUUUGCCCAAGCAUUGGAAACCUCCACCUCGGCCGAGUGACACGGCUCAGGUGCAACAGCGCUGUCAGCCACUGACUUGCCCAGCGGGACCAUUUGGGUUCUCGCUCCCACCACUCUGGGGAGGAAGGACACCUGCCCCAGGGCCCUGCCUUUGAGAAGGGUGUGCACAGGUAUUGUAACUCAGGUCUUUGCUCUUUGUAAGUGUAAAUGUGUGAAUUCGUGAUUUUGUGGGUUUAGUGGACUCAUUAGUUAUGCUGCUAGUGCCUGUAGCGUGAGCAAAACCUGCUACUCCAGCACUGUUGGGCAGCAAGCCUGCCGCAGCCCCACCGACCAGGCUGCUCAAUGCAGACCUGGCGGGUUGGGUGCUGACCCAGGUGAGGGUCCACUCUGCCUCUGUCCAUGUGGAGAUGGUAGGGCGCACGCCUUUCUCUCCUCUUGGCCCAGAAAUUCCUCUUAAAGAACCAGAAGUGAAAAUGAGAGCGCAGACGUCCUUUUGGGCGAAGCCAAGAGGUUCAGAAAGAGAACAGAGAAGAAAUUCUAGAAGAAAAAGUGACAGAAACCUCAGGGCUCGGGACACAGUGUCAGGCGGAGAGGGCUGCCCCCAGGCUGCCCAGCGUGACGCUGAGGCCGACCUUCCAGGGUACUGUGGUGGAGUGGCACCUGGGGCCUCUGCCAGCCGCAAAGAGAUCAGACUGGUGGCUGUGGGGACAUCCAGAAGACAGACCUCCAGGUCCCUGUCAGCCAGGGAAGCUUCAGGGAGAAUGUCCCCAGAUCCAGGGAGUGGACCCAGGAAAGGAGAUAGUGGGCAGGAACAGGCCCACAGCUAGGAAGCUGCGGAGGAUGUGGGAGGGCGGCCCUGCUGCCCCUGCUCCACAGCAUCUGCAGGGCCUCUGCACAUAGGCACAGCGUCCAGACCCACCCAGGCCCGCAGGAGACAGCUGAGCACACCCAGUACUGCGGCUUCCCUGUGCAGCAGAGCGUCAUCGCACACGCACACAAGGCAGCAAGCAGAACUAGGCACCAGAACCAAGCCAGCCCGAAACAAGCAGCGGACUUCAGAGGCGGGCUGGAGACGUAUGGCACACGUGUUGGUGCCCCAGAGGUUUUCAGAGUCAUCCGUCCCACACUCUGACUUACCCUGACCUGGGGGGAUGCCAGGUGAGCAUGCGAGCUCGUGUGUCCCGUGAACAAACGCUGGCUAAGGGGCAGCAGCAGAGGCCACAGGACAGCCAGAGAGCAGGCUGGAGAUCUGCCUGUGGGUCUGGGGGCGGGACAGGGAUUGACAUACUGGGAUGACAGGGGACCAAGCAUCCCCAGCCCCAUUCAGUUGAGUGUCAAGUCACCAAGAACCAUAGGGGAAUGGACGCCUGAGGAGCAGUCUCGUCAAACUGGGGUCUGGCUGGUCACCAUCUCCCAACGCUGUGAGGUCCUGACGUCGUUAUUGCCCCAGGAGCCUCCAGUUCCCCUCGGGGGCCACCUGCCUGCAGGACUCACUCUUCCUCUUGACCAUAUGGUAGCUGCCGUUCCCUGUCCUCAGUCUUGAAGGGGGACAAGGUCAGUUAGGUCAUCACUUAGGGUCGGUCCACCUGCAAUGCCAGGUUUUAGACAGACCUCCGUAGUGGUGACCGCGUCUGUGUGCAGAGCUGAGCGGGCUCCACCCCGCAGUUUGAUGUGGGAGGACAGAUACCAAAGGAAGGCACCUUGGGCUGGGCGUUGGGUGUCUGCAGGCCCAGCGAGGAGUCCACACCUUGAGCAGAUGCAGUGCUCAGUCCCUGACUGCGGCAGAGGCCCACUGUCUGGUGCCCGCUGUAGUCUAGGACAUGUGCAACAGGACUCUAGAGUGCCCACUCUGCUCUCCUGGGCCACUAUGGUGACAGGGCCAGGUGGGGAAGCAGAGGCCAAGGAAGUGGUGUGUGGCGACGUCUGUAGGCAGAGCAGCGCCGGACCUGCGGCCUGGGAACCUGUACCAGGCCUGCCGCGCCCCCGGCAGCUGGGUCUGCCCUCCUCUGAAGCUGCCGAGAAGGCCGGGGAAGAAAGGGUGAACCCCGGCGGAGAGCAGCGCAGGGCCGGGCGGCCCAGAAGCGAACCCGUGAGGUGUGGGGAGCCCCUUCCUUUGGCGAGAAGAGGGCACUGUGUGCCGGGGAAUGAGGUCAGGAAGAGGGAAGCUACAGAAUGGUCCAGGCCAGGAUCAUGAGUUCCAGCUUUGUUGGGGGCGUAGCCAGGGAGCCAGCUGGAUUUUGCCCUGUGCCCGCAGUGUUGAAAGUGUGCUGUCUACACCUGGACUGCCACAGUGCUUAGGUCGACCCAGGUGUGGCAGCGCUGGAGGAGGAGGGAGUAUGGGGAGGAGGAGGAGGCGGAGGACACUUGUGGCACUGAUGGCCUAGAGUUUAAGCAGGGCCCAGGCACGCAGAGAGUCCAGUUAGCCUCUCGUGGUACAGAGGAGGAGACAGGCUGAGGGGGGCCAUGACCAGCUCAGGUGCUUCACUUCUAGCACGUGGCGGUAGCAGGUGUGCCUGGGCUCUGGCCGCCAGUCCCUUGCAGCAGGACCCCAGAGCCCAGCUGUGGACUGUGGCUCCUCGCUUGCCAGUCAGUGUGCCUGGGAAGUGCCCUCUGCCCAGGUAUGUUCAGGGGCUGUCGUCCUGAGCAGAGUCUCUCAGAUCUUGACCUUGGCCUGCAGCUAUGCAGCACCCUCGGGACUGGGGUCUGCAGUGGCCUCUCAGAAUGGCCGCAGAAGUCCUCUCUGCUUACCUGCUGACCUAUCUCCUCUUUCAGAACUGUGUUGUGCAUGUUUUUGAAGAUGGUUUGCUUGCUUCUUCCCUUAGUGAUCCCUCCCUUCGUCUCUAGGCCUGUCACCACUGUGGCUGCCACGGAAGCUCCGGUGUGAGUGGUCACACAAGACAUUUGCUUGAGGUCCACUCUUCCUGCCACAGCAAGGGAGGCCCUGGUGUCCUGGCCUGUCCUGGGGCAGCGCACUUUAGACCUGGGCUGUGGGGGUCUCCCCUGGGGCCGUGGGAGCCCUUGCUGGCCCCACGGAGUCCCAUCGAAGUUCUGGAUGGGGUCAGGGUUUACAUUUCCAGGAAAUUCCAGGCCACACUGGUCCUGCUGGCUCCUGGUUCGGGGUCCACACUGAGCACCGCUGGGGAGGCAGGACUGGUGGUCAGAGAACAGAUGCUCAUGCUUUCUGUCUGUUUUCCUCCCUUUUGUGUGCACCAGAGCAUCCUGUGACCUCACUGUGGGGGUCCUGUGGGCCAGAUACGGGACUGGACUCCCCCUUCUCCAUCGGCACGUGCGGGGCAGGGGAGGGUGCCAUUUUCCUGAAGGCAGAUGUGCUGUCCCUGCCGCUGCCCGGGGAGGCAGUGGUCUCUGUCUUGGGCUGCGAAGAGCUGUUCAGAAAGGCCACCCUUUGGGGACCAGGUUACUGAGAGUGUUGUCCCCAAAGCUGUUGGAUGAGCGCCACGUGAGAAGCACCCGCCCCCCUGCUGUGUCUUGGAACUUCUCCUCCAGCCCCUCAGCCAGGUGUCCUCUCCCUGCAGCUCUGCGGGCACAUAGAGGGCGGGGCUGCCUGAGGUGCAGGUCAGAGGCAGCUGCUGCCCCAGAAAGAGGCGGCCAGCCGGCCUCGGUGGACUCCGCGAGAACGAGUCCCUGCUCUCUCUGCUCCAGUUCUCACAUCAUCAGGCUCUGUGCCCUGCUGGGGUCUGACUGCAGCCCCGGGUGGCCUCCCGAGACCUGGUGUUCCCGUUACAGAAGCUCCCGACCCAGGCAGAGCGGAUGGGAGGGGAGGGUUCCUGUGGCAGGUGUGUGGGUCCUCAGGCCCAGUGCCACAGGAGCCGCCGUCAGAGCAGCCCCCAGCCCACCCCGCGCAUCUGCCUCCUUGUCUGUCACGGUUUGGAUCUUAAUGUCCCCUAAAACCUGUGUGUUAAAGGCGUGGUUCCAGCCAGCGGUGCUCAUGCUUCACAGCUCUCUGUCGGUGUGCACAUGCUCAGGGGGCCCGUGCAGUGAGGGGAGGGUACGCCGUGGCUGUCCCUGGCUUCUUACAGGAGACCCGGCAGCCCACCUCCUCAGCCUCAUGUCCGUGUAGCUGAUCCCUCUCAUCAUGGAGUGCUCUGCUCUGCUCCGUCCAUGACCACACGUGUGCUCAGUGAACCCAAAUGUGUGGAGAUGGCCGAAGAUGGCAGCGAAGAGAUCAUGUUCAUCUGGUGUGAAGACUGUAGCCAGUACCAUGACUCCGAGUGUCCUGAGCUGGGCCCGGUGGUCAUGGUCAAGGACUCCUUCGUGCUGAGCAGGGCAAGGUCCUCCCUGCCUUCCAACCUGGAGAUCCGGCGUCUGGAAGAUGGGGCGGAAGGUGUGUUCGCUGUCACGCAGCUGGUCAAGCGGACGCAGUUUGGCCCCUUCGAGUCCAGGAGGGUGGCCAAGUGGGAGAAGGAAUCCGCGUUUCCCCUGAAGGUGUUCCAGCAGGACGGCCACCCCGUGUGCUUCGACACCUCCAACGAGGAUGACUGCAACUGGAUGAUGCUGGUGCGGCCGGCAGUGGAGCCCGGGCACCAGAACCUGACGGCCUUCCAGCACGGCAGUGACGUGUACUUCACUACCUCGCGGGACAUCCCUGCUGGCGCUGAGUUGCGCGUGUGGUAUGCGGCCUUCUACGCCAAGAAGAUGGACAAGCCCAUGCUGAAGCAGGCCUGCUCCAGUGUCCACGCUGCAGGCACCCCUGAGCACAGCGGCCCCGUGGAGUCGGAGCGCAGCCCGUGGGCUUGCAAGGUGUGCUCCAGCGCCUUCCUCGAGCUGCAGCUUCUCAACGAGCAUCUCCUGGGCCACCUGGAGCAAGCCAAAGGCCUUCCUGCCGGCAGCCAGCAUGAGGCCGCCCCAGAGAAGGAGCCUCAGCCGCCCCGGGUGCAGCCCCCUGCAGCACCGGAGAGUGCCAGUGUCCAGAGCAGGGCCACCAAAGAGCAGAAGAAAAAGCCUCGAAGGGGGAGAAAACCCAAAGCAUCAAAGCCGGAGCAGCCUCUGGUCAUCGUGGAGGACAAAGAGCCAGCAGAGCACGUGGCCGAGAUCAUCACCGAGGUCCCGCCAGACGAGCCUGUGAGCGCGACUCCAGAUGAGCGGAUGGUGGAGCUGGUUUUGGGAAAGCUGGCUCCUCACACACACGACGUCAGCACGGUGCCAAAGUUCACUCACCAUCAGAGCAGCACCAUCGCCCUCAAGAGGAGCCUGGUUCUGUCCAGCAGACACGGCAUCCGGCGGAAGCUGGCGCGGCAGCUGGGGGAGCACAAGCGGGUGCACCAGUGUGGCAUCUGCAGCAAGGUCUUCCAGAACAGCAGCAACCUGAGCAGGCACGUGCGCUCCCACGGUGACAAGCUGUUUAAGUGUGAAGAGUGUGCAAAGCUGUUCAGCCGCAAGGAGAGCCUGAAGCAGCACGUCUCCUACAAGCACAGCAGGAACGAGGUGGACGGCGAGUACCGGUACCGUUGUGGCACCUGUGGGAAGACCUUCCGCAUGGAGAGCGCACUGGAGUUUCACAACUGCCGCACAGGACUCAUAGCAAACCUGGGAGAGGGGGGGACCCGUGGCAAUCGGCUUAGAGACCUACCAGAUGACAAGACGUUCCAAUGUGAGAUGUGUUUCAGAUUCUUCUCCACCAACAGCAACCUCUCCAAGCACAAGAAGAAGCACGGGGACAAGAAGUUCGCCUGCGAGGUCUGCAGCAAGAUGUUCUACCGCAAGGACGUCAUGCUGGACCACCAGAGGCGGCACCUGGAAGGAGUGCGGCGGGUGAAGAGAGAGGACUUGGAGGCUGGCGGGGAAAGCCUGGUGCGCUACAAGAAGGAGCCCUCCGGAUGCCCAGUGUGUGGCAAGGUAUUCUCCUGCCGCAGCAACAUGAACAAGCACCUGCUGACCCACGGCGACAAGAAGUACACCUGUGAGAUCUGCGGGCGCAAGUUCUUCCGCGUGGACGUGCUCAGGGACCACAUCCACGUCCACUUCAAGGACAUUGCGCUCAUGGACGACCACCAGCGGGAGGAGUUCAUCGGCAAGAUCGGCAUCUCCUCAGAGGAGAACGAUGACAACUCCGACGAGAGCGCGGACUCGGAGCCCCACAAGUACAGCUGCAAGAGGUGCCAGCUCACCUUCGGCCGCGGGAAGGAGUACCUGAAGCACAUCAUGGAGGUGCACAAGGAGAAGGGCUACGGCUGCAGCACCUGCCACCGGCGCUUCGCCCUCAAGGCCACCUACCACGCCCACAUGGUCAUCCACCGCGAGAACCUGCCCGACCCCAACGUGCAGAAAUACAUCCACCCCUGUGAGAUCUGUGGGCGGAUCUUCAACAGCAUCGGGAACUUGGAGCGUCACAAGCUCAUCCACACAGGUGUGAAAAGCCACGCCUGCGAGCAGUGCGGGAAGUCGUUUGCCAGGAAGGACAUGCUCAAGGAGCACAUGCGCGUGCACGACAACAUCCGCGAGUACCUGUGCGCCGAGUGUGGGAAAGGCAUGAAGACGAAACACGCGCUGCGCCACCACAUGAAGCUGCACAAGGGCAUCAAGGAGUACGAGUGCAAGGAGUGCCACCGCAAGUUCGCGCAGAAGGUCAACAUGCUGAAGCACUACAAGCGGCACACGGGGAUCAAAGACUUCAUGUGUGAGCUGUGUGGGAAGACCUUCAGCGAGAGGAACACCAUGGAGACCCACAAGCUCAUCCACACAGUGGGCAAGCAGUGGACGUGCUCCGUGUGUGACAAGAAGUACGUCACCGAGUACAUGCUGCAGAAGCACGUGCAGCUCACCCAUGACAAGGUGGAGGCACAGAGCUGUCAGCUGUGCGGGACCAAGGUGUCCACCCGGGCCUCCAUGAGCAGGCACAUGCGGCGCAAGCACCCUGAGGUCCUCGCAGUGAGGAUCGACGACCUGGACCACCUGCCUGAGACCACCACCAUUGACGCCUCCUCCAUCGGCAUCGUCCAGCCUGAGCUGAACCUGGAGCAGGAAGAGCUGGCCGAGGGGAAGCCUGGGAAGACUGCCAAGCGCAGCCACCGGAGGAAGCAGAAGCCCGAGGACGGGGCACCGGCACCGGCACCCGAGGACACCGCCUUCAGCGAGUACUCGGAGAAGGAGGCCGAGUUCACGGGCAGCGUGGGCGACGAGACCAGCUCCGCGGUGCAGAGCAUUCAGCAGGUGGUGGUGACCCUGGGAGACCCCAAUGUGACUGCCCCAUCAAGUUCCGUUGGCCUGACCAACAUCACCGUGACCCCCAUCACCACUGCAGCUGGGACUCAGUUUACCAAUCUGCAGCCAGUGGCCGUGGGGCACCUCACCACCCCGGAACGCCAGUUGCAGCUGGACAACUCCAUCCUGACCGUGACCUUUGACACCGUCAGUGGCUCCGCCAUGCUGCACAACCGCCAGCACGAUGUCCAGGUCCACCCGCCGCCAGAGGCCUCCAGCCCCCAGUCUGUGGCCCACUUCAUCAAUCUGACCACCCUGGUCAACUCCAUCACCCCCCUGGGGGGCCAGCUCAGUGAGCAGCACCCACUCACAUGGCGGGCGGUGCCCCAGACAGACGUGCUGCAGCCGCCACAGCCGCCGGCGCCCCCACAGCAGGCGGCACAGCCCCAGGUCCAGGCCGAGCAGCAGCAGAUGUACAGCUACUGAGCUGCCACCGCGACCGGACAGACCAGGGACUGGGGGUGUCUUGAGGUGUGUGUGCUGGAUACCAAACAGAGCAAAGGUGCAUACGGUGCGUGGUGCCUGAGGUGGACGUAGCUUUACAGACCGUCUCCAGGUACCCCAGCAGCCGUGGGAGUGUCGGCUUAGCUCCAGAAACGACCCGGCAGGCAGGGUUUGAAACUCGGUCCGUGCCAGAUAUGCCUUACCAAGGUCGUGCAGCCGGCCUCGGCACGCUGAGGGCAGGGCUGGAGAAGGGGCGUAGAGGUAGAAGCAGGUCCCCAGAGCGAUGGUCAUGAGGAGCGCGAUCCGUUCCUUUUCUGUUUUCUUUGGAGCUCAUUACUGUACUGAACACACAGUAGUCCCGGGGCAGCACACAGCAGAGAACACGGUUUUCUCCUCACUCCUGGAUUUUUUUUGGCAAGUGAACAGAUAGAGGUUGAAGUAACUUCUCUUCAGAAUAUGGCUUGAGUCCAGUUUGCCGCACGGCUGUGGACUGAGGCCACAUGUGAGAUGUGCCACAGUGACAUGGGACUCUGCCUUUGAGUCCCUCACAGGCAAGGGGUCACGUGAGGCCACCCACCCAGGCACAAAAGACAUAUUGGGAAUGUCCAUCAAUCCAUUUUCAUACGGUUUUUCAUUUUCUUUUUUAUUUCAAACGUGUAUUCAAGACCUUGUUGUGGCCAACAUUGUUUUUCUAACUUUAAAAUGAUGAAGUCGAUUGCACUGUAGGACUGUCCACGUCCGAUUCUGCACUGCUGCCCGUGCAGAGGCGCUCUCCCACAGUGGAGAGGUCCCUUCCAGAGGCUCCUUUGGAGUCGUCUCAGGAUUCUCUGCCAUCCAAAAGUAUUUACUGUGGCUGAAUCUCAGUCAGAGCCCUGAACAGAAGGACAGGGAAGAAAUCCAUGUCUUCUUUCUGUGUGAACCUCAAUUCCAAAGGUGGGUGUGUCCGAAGACCCAUUCCCUAUAAAAAACGUUGAGCGAUCAGGCUCUGGACAGGGAAGCGUGUGUGUUCCAGAAACACCGAGGACUCGGCUGCCUGCAGCUGGGAGUGGAGGCAGGCGAGGUUAGUCUAGCAGCAGAUGCGUGGAAUGCUCUUACAGCCAGCUCUGUAGGACACCCGUCACGCCCGCGUGCCACCCGGGGGUGAAGGGACUGGCUGGCCGACCCGCUGUGUGCAGCCAGCCGUGGUGGACGUGCAGGCGUGGGAGAGGAGCUGUCUUCAGCACUGCCUGUGAGGGCCAGCUGGCCUACUGUGACCAGGGAGGGGAUCCCGCUAACAUGGGCAGGAGAGCCUGGCUCUGGGCGCAGGUAUGUGGGGCAGCAUGGGGCUUUCCUGGGCUUCAGUUCAUUCCCAGCAGCAAGCUUCUAGGGUGGCUCCAGAGCUGGUUUUGUGCAAUACGUGCCCUCUGAGCCCGGAGCUGGUGGGCAUGCCGAGCCCUGGCCCCCUGCCGGGCCCACGCGUGCCGUCUUGCCUCAGCAGACUCCACAGUGGGAGAGAGUUUGAAUUCUUAAUUUAUGGUAGUUAUUUUUUGUUAUUUAUAUAUAUAAGGAACUGCUUCACGUGAGGUGGUUUCCCUCUUGGGCGAGGGUGGCUUGUUCUCCAUUCUCCAGCCGCCCCUGGACUCGCCGGGAGAGCCAGGGUUCCUGAGCUUUCUCCCUAAACGUUAGUGCCAGUCUCUGCGUUUGCAGAGUCUCCAGGGCAGAACAGCCUGGCGAAAAGCCUGUGCAGGCGAGGCUGGUGACUGACCUGCACGGGCCUCUGUCCCUCAUCCUGCUUCCUGGGAAAGAGAGGCCUUCUCAAUUGUUCUGAUUUUUUUUUUUUUUUUUACGGAGUUGUGUCAGGUGUUUCUGAAGAACCUGAUUCAGGUCAUGUGGCGCGGGCGCUGCCACUGUUGCUGAAACACAGAGGCAGCUUCUCCCCGGGUGGCAGGUGGACACUCACACAGCCGGACUGUCUCCCGGGCUUCUGUGGACACAUGAUCUUGAUAGGGUCACGUCUGAGCAAGCGUGUUGUCCUAAGGCAAUUGCUGUGAAUCUCACAAGAAACUGGAUAGUGAACAAAAGGUCCUUCCCAAAGAGUCCUCAAGGGCCGCUGCUCUGCCCCACACCCUUGUUAUCCAGAGCGCUGGACUCUUUACGAGACCAGGGUGCACAGGGGUGUCUCUAAAGGAAGAGGCCAUGUGGCCAGCGAGCCCUGCUGCCCAUCUCAGUGGUGACAACUUAAAUCAUGAGGACGUGUUUGACCGGUGAGCUGGUGGAGCUGGUCUGCCUCUUGCAGGCAGAGCACAGGGUCCGCGGCCUGCCAUGCGUCCUGUGCCCUGCAGGAGGGGCCCGGCCUCUGGCGCAGCUGUAGCGUGUGACGUGUUCUCUCAGGAAAGUGCUGUGCGCGUGCCCCACCCUGUGUCCAGCUCAGAACCGCUGGGCGGGUUGGCGGGGCAGAUUCCAGUGCCUUGCCUGGUUCCACUGUCAGAGCCCACAGGCGGAGGCUCGUGGCUCCCGGCUGAAGGCAGCAUGCGUGACCUUGUCAUUGGGCUUCAAAGGGCAUUGACUGUCCUAGAUGCUGAGUGUCUUUCAUGUCACAUCAUUUGUAUAAUGGUAAAUAAAGGUGCUGUGACCUGUGUUCUCCAU
Ictidomys tridecemlineatus (thirteen-lined ground squirrel) is the source of this 14050-nucleotide messenger RNA. RefSeq names its product PR/SET domain 15 (gene Prdm15). The record is from RefSeq and is a predicted model, not a curated record. NCBI's taxonomy places the organism in Eukaryota, Metazoa, Chordata, Mammalia, Rodentia, Sciuridae. Gene Ontology annotation, molecular function: protein binding; RNA polymerase II cis-regulatory region sequence-specific DNA binding; DNA-binding transcription activator activity, RNA polymerase II-specific. Gene Ontology annotation, biological process: regulation of transcription by RNA polymerase II. Gene Ontology annotation, cellular component: nucleus.